UUUAUUAUUAUCACGUCGUUAUUGUCACGGUGGGCAAUUGUGAAACCAAUUGUGGUCAUCGUGUGAAUCACCACGCGGAAGUUCUGUGAUUCAGACUAUCCGGAGCGCAAGCAUAUCUCACUUUAUGCGGCCAUCGCAAAGGAUGUAAUUGCAGAUUAUCAUCUGCCAUAGCAACGGAUUACUUCGAACCCAGAUCGCCGACUCGCAUGCAAGUCCAGCUGAUCCCACCGAAAAGAAACAGAAACCGUGAAGAGACGCUGCAAUGGCGACAGUUGUGGUCCAGCAGCAGUCAAUUCGACAUUCCUCCACACCUCCACCUCUGUCCCCGGUGCUGAGCCUCAACGCUGGCAUUCGAACUCCCACUCCAGUCCCCAAUAAACAUCUGCCAUUAUGUCCAACUGGCCCGGCUCCGCUUGUCAAGGAUAUCGACCGAUCCAAGACCAGCGCUUCCGGGCAGGUCACGUCGGUUCUUUAUCCGCCAGACUGCUUCGAUAAGCUAUCUGAUUCCCCCCCGAUAUAUUCGAUCGAUGUGGACACAUUGGCUGAGGCAUUGGACCAUCUAUCCACGCAACCCCUGCCUGAGCCCAAGCACGUCUUCCCUUGGCUACAUGGCCUCCAUCCCGACAACCAGAUCCAACUAGCGUUCUUUGCCAAUCGAAAGAAGUCAGCACGUCGCCCACCAAAAUGUCUGAGAGGAAUGACUAUUGUGAAAGUCGGUGGUGAUCUCUCGAGGUCAAGACUCAAGGGAGCCGUGUCUCCCGGGGAGGUUCUCGCAGUUAUGAGCUCGGAUUUCCUGGAAGCCGACCCCGCAGAAGGCUUUUCAGUCCGCAAUUUCCAGAUCCAAACAGCCAAGAUAGCGACUUUGUCAGACAUCGUGGUGUACGGUGACGACAAUGUUCCGGAGACAGAAACUAUUGCAUUGGCGGAGCAGAUGUCGCUGGCGCAGCAGAAUUGGCGGUUGAGAAAUGAUCCCGCUCAGGAGAUACCCUUGUUCAAUACAUUUGUCCUUUCGAGUACUUUUCGGGAGGUCGAGGAAAGGCAUCCUGAUCUGAUAUGUGUGGAUCGUCAGGGUCAUCUGACUGGGCGUGUCAUGGAUUUCUUCCAGUGGGAGCGCCUAGAAAUGUGCGCCAUGUCUAAAGCCUCAGAAAUCUCCAAAAAUGUUUUCCAAGGCCCUACGCCAGACUUAGCAGCAGGACUAGGAGAGUUUCAGGCUGUGCAUGAAGAGUACGAUCUGUUCGUUGAAGCUAGCGAACUCGCUAGCAUUCCAGGCCCGCGGUUUUUGGCUACAGUAGAUCGACAACUAAAGGAUGGUCCCCAGCAAAUUGAGUUCCCAGCUUCCGGAAGCAUUUUGCCCCCGCCAACAACGGAGAAUAGAGAGGUUGAUGACCUGAUCACGACCGUACGAUGGCUCUACUACCUUGCGAACCCGGAAGAACCAGAGGAACCGAACGAAGGACUCGAUGCGGAUGGCGAUAUACAAAUGGCCUCCUGGACACACAAGCCACGGAAGAUUCUCAUCCACUGUGGAGAUGGCUAUACCGAAAGCUCUCUUCUUGCUUUGGCAUACUUCAUGUUUGCGGAAGGCGUGCCGGCACAUGAAGCAUGGCUAAGGCUCCAUUGCGACAAGAAGCGCAACUUCUUUGCCUACCCAUCCGAUGUUGCUUUCCUCACGACAAUACAGCACCGCUUGCUGCAGGCAAGCCCGGUCGCUCAAGGGCUGAACGUGUCUCGCUUAGCCGAUCCUGCAUGGCUUGGAAAGAUGGACGGUUCUCUCCCUAGUCGGAUUCUGCCUUAUAUGUACUUGGGCAAUCUAACGCACGCCAACAACCCUGAACUGCUUUGGGCCCUUGGAAUUAGGCGUGUUUUGAGCAUUGGAGAACCCGUGGCUUGGAGUGACGCGGAGCUCAGACGUUGGGGCAAGAACAACUUGAUGUUCAUCGACCAGGUCCAGGAUAACGGCAUCGACCCAUUAACACAGGAGUUCGAGCGAUGCUUGGAAUUUAUUCGUAUGUGCUACCCUCUCCUAGAAUGUCGCAAAACAGGUGCUGAGUGAGAAUCAACAAUCAGGAAAAGGAAAAUCAGACAGGAGCGCAACCCUCGUCCACUGCCGUGUGGGUGUUUCGAGAUCGGCCACGAUCUGCAUUGCAGAGGUUAUGGCCUCUUUGGAUCUUACAUUUCCUCGAGCAUAGUGGGUACCAGCACUCUCAUCAUUAAUAAACGAUAAAACUAACACAAUUGCGAAUAGUUGUUUUGUCCGCGCGAGACGGCUUAAUGUAAUUAUCCAGCCGCAU
Molecule: messenger RNA, 2291 nt
Organism: Paecilomyces variotii
Lineage: Eukaryota; Fungi; Ascomycota; Eurotiomycetes; Eurotiales; Thermoascaceae
Exons: 3
Coding region: 263-2053 (596 amino acids)
Biological process (GO): nuclear DNA replication
Molecular function (GO): protein tyrosine/serine/threonine phosphatase activity
Source: RefSeq, a predicted model, not a curated record